CGAUCAGCCGCAGAGUCGUGUCGUGCCUCCACUACGGGAUUGCCCGUUUUCAACUGAUUUUUUUUUUAUACAGUCGUUAUCGCGCGUUUGUUUGCCGACAGAAUAAUUAGCACGAACAAUCGUGAUUUGUUUUUCCGAUGUCGCACAAAGUCAACACAAAUUAAACGCGCCAACAGAGUAUACUACUAGAUUUUGAUUUUGUUUUUGAAAACGCCACGAGCAGUCCCGUCGAAAUACGCUUUUCUUUCCCGCGAAAAUACCGAUCGACCGGAUCGGGCAGUUCGCAUUAAAAUAAAAGAAUUUCGCACCACGACUAUUGUUGAGUCUGAAUAGUAUAGUAGUGUUCGAAUUGAAAAUAUUUAAUUACAAUGGCUGCUCUCGAAUUCUGUUCCAUUUUCGGCAGUCUGGUGCUACUGUCCUGCGCACUAGGAUACGCCGCCGCCAUCCAAACCGACGCCCAGGCCAUGAUGUAUUUGUCUCAGUACGGUUAUUUGAGCCCGUCGAUGAAAAAUCCCCACUCCGGCCACAUCAUGUCCGAAGAGACGAUGGCCAGGGCGCUGAUGGACUUUCAGUCGUUCGCCGGUUUGAAUUUGACAGGUCACUUGGACGACGAUACGCUGCACUUUAUGAGCAUGCCCAGAUGUGGUGUUCGAGACAAAGUGGGAUUUGCUACCGACUCCAGAUCCAGAAGAUACGCGUUACAAGGCAGCAGAUGGAGGGUAAAGGACUUGACGUACAGAAUAUCCAAGUAUCCCAAGCUGUUGGGCAAGUCUGAGACCGACUCGGAAGUCCGGAAAGCGUUCAACGUAUGGUCCGAAGUCACACCGCUGACGUUUACACACAAGAGAUCCGGACAAGUACAUAUAGAAAUCAGAUUUGAAAAAGGAGAACACGGAGAUGGCGAUCCUUUUGAUGGACCAGGAGGUACGCUUGCUCAUGCUUUCUUUCCAGUCUAUGGGGGUGAUGCCCAUUUCGACGACUCAGAAAAAUGGUCCAUUGGUUCUUUCAAAGGUACGAAUUUAUUCCAAGUAGCAGCCCACGAAUUCGGUCACUCUUUAGGUCUUUCUCAUUCCGAUGUCAGGUCUGCAUUGAUGGCACCGUUUUACAGGGGUUACGAUCCGUCAUUUAAUUUGGACAGUGACGACGUCGAAGCUAUACAGGCCCUUUACGGUGCGAACAAUUCGGCCGAAGGUGGCAGUGGCGGUGACAAUGACGACGACAGCACCGGCCAGGGAUCGGGCAAGAAGACAACGACCGAAGAAGCUCCAGGCACUGAGGGCAGUGACGCCGAAUUGUGUGCCGACACCAAAGUAGAUGCACUGUUCAACUCCGCCGACGGCGAAACUUUCGUGUUCAAAGGCGAUUACUAUUGGAAGUUAACUGUAGACGGACUGGCCCAAGGUUAUCCAAAAUCGAUCUCGGGAACGUGGUCCGGUCUGCCAGGAACCAUAGACGCCGCUUUCACGUACAAAAACGGCAAAACAUACUUCUUCAAAAGUACAAAAUAUUGGAAGUAUACAGGAACGACCAUGGAUGAUGGAUACCCGAAAGACAUAGCUGAAGGAUUCGCCGGUAUUCCGGAUAAUGUGGAUGCCGCGUUGGUCUGGAGUGGAAAUGGAAAAAUAUACUUUUUCAAAGGUACAAAAUUUUGGAAAUUCGACCCGUUGCAAAAACCGCCGGUGAAGAGCACGUACCCGAAACCCAUAAGCAAUUGGGACGGAAUACCGGACAACAUAGACGCGGCUCUGCACUACACCAACGGGUACACUUAUUUCUUCAAGGACGAGAACUACUAUAGGUUCAACGACAGGACGUUUGCGGUGGACACCGCGGAUCCGCCUUUCCCCAGGAACUCCGGUUAUUGGUGGUUCGGCUGUAGGGCAGCAAACAAAGGCAAUCACUUGGAAGUCACGACGGCAUCAAGCGUGCAAAGGCCGACGCGGAUGGAAGUCAGAAGCGAUCACAAAGGCACUCAAAACACCGUCGUUGGGGAUCUGAUAUUGGACGCAGCUGUGUAGACGCUGUGAGGGCUGCGUUCGGUGCUGAUUGUGGUCCGCCUGUCGUGUAACGGAAUUUCGGGUACGCUGGCUAGAAAUCGGUCUAAAUUAAAAAAAUAAAUAAUACACAAAUUCAUAUCCACACCUGUACACAUCCACGCACAACAAAUCACACCGGAGUAUAUUAUACAGAUUAAAAAUACCACCGAAAUUGGAUUGUGUUAACAGAAAACGGAGGCGGUGUCAGAGGAAAAUUGAAAAUGUGAUACGGCGUACGACGGUGCACCGCUAAUUGUUAUUUCUUGUUUGUUAAACGUUUCUGAUCGGACACGAUGCAUGUACAUUGUACCUACCCUAUAGAUACAUACAUAUUAUUGUAUAGUAUGUAAACUCACGUCAAGUGCCAAAUACGAACCGGACUAGACUCCGACCGCAGUCUUCGUUGUUCGGCUACACCACACCAGAAUUGGAUCUUCCUACCUUCAUCUAAAAUACAAACAUUAAAAAAAAAAAACAGAGCAAUAUAUUUAUACGAUAAAGAAUAAUUGUAUUAUGAC
Molecule: messenger RNA, 2554 nt
Organism: Adelges cooleyi (spruce gall adelgid)
Lineage: Eukaryota; Metazoa; Arthropoda; Insecta; Hemiptera; Adelgidae
Gene: Mmp1
Product: matrix metalloproteinase-14
Exons: 11
Coding region: 369-2018 (549 amino acids)
Biological process (GO): collagen catabolic process; extracellular matrix organization; proteolysis
Cellular component (GO): extracellular matrix
Molecular function (GO): zinc ion binding; metalloendopeptidase activity
Source: RefSeq, a predicted model, not a curated record